GGGAACGGUUCGUCCUUUCACGUUUCACGAGCGGAUAGAAUGAAAAACCUCCAGAAAGUUUAUACAGCAAACAGUAUGUUUACGUUAGCCUUUUAAAUAGACAUGGACAGAAGUUGAUGCGAUUUUUUACGACUUAGACAGGGAGCUAAACGAAAAGAUCGAGGUACGAUCGGGGUACGCCACGCGAAUCCGUCUGAAGAGCCACACGCUCGGUUGGGUUCCCGUUCGAUGAUUUUGAAAAAUCGGUACCAGUUCCCCAGUUGCCUCGAUCGAGUGCACAUCGUUUUCCUUGCUCUCGGUAGUGGACACGUGUGGCAAGUGGAUUAUUGUUUUUUUUGUUGUUGUUUUGUUUUAAUAACUGCUAAACUUUCGCUGUGUUUUUAGUGCGUGUGCGUGUCUUUGUGUCUUAUGGCGGGAAACAUCAAUAUGGAUGCAGAGGUGCGCCUCACGAUCAAUGGUCAACGGUACACGGUAAAUGCCACCACCGUCCCGCUGGACACAUCGCUGAACACCUUCAUCCGCAACCAUGCACAUCUGAAGGGCACCAAAUUUAUGUGCCGCGAGGGUGGCUGUGGUGCGUGCGUUGUCACCCUGUCCGGCUAUCAUCCAGUCACGCGAGAACGCCGAUCUUGGGCAGCAAAUUCGUGUUUGGUAAUGGUGUACUCUUGUCACGGCAUGGACAUACUCACUGUUGAAGGAAUCGGUGGUCAUAAAAAGAAUUCAUAUCAUCCAAUUCAACGGCGACUGGCAGAGUACGGUGGUUCGCAGUGUGGUUACUGCUCACCGGGCAUGGUGAUGAGCAUGUACAGUUUGCUAGCGUCCCGGAAACGUGAUCCGCAGGAGGUCGAUACGACGCUAGAACCAGCCCUGACCGCAGCUCAGAUAGAGCAAGCAUUCGAUGGGAAUAUCUGUCGCUGUACCGGUUACCGACCGAUACUGGAUGCGUUUAAAUCGUUCGCACAGGAUAAGGACCAAGAGCCGCCUAUUGUGGACAUUGAAGAUUUGGUGCGUUUCAACCCCAAGACUAAUGAUGCCGGAAAGGCGGCUUCAACGCCACGCAGUCUCACAUUUGCAGAUGGGCGAAAGUGGUAUAAAGUGACGACACUUUUGCAAGCCUUCGAUGUGUUGCAUACGAUCGCCAGCAAUGACCCGUACACAUUCGUGGCAGGUAAUACGGGCCAUGGAGUGUAUAGACGUUCUAAUCGGUUGAGAGUGUUCAUAGACAUCAGUGCAAUCGAGGAACUACACCGACACAUGUUCGACCGUGAACUCAUAGUCGGCGCAGGCAUUAGUUUGACCGAGUUUAUUGAACUGCUGGAGCGAACCGCUGAAGAACAUCUUAGCUUCACGUACUGUAUGCCGAUGGCUAAACAUGUGAGGAAGAUGGCCAAUCUACCGGUACGCAAUGUAGGCACAAUUGGAGGAAACUUAAUGCUCAAACAUCAGCAUCCAGAGUUUCCAUCCGAUUUGUUUUUACUCCUCGAAACCGUUGGAGCCACGCUGACAAUUAUGUCUUCCGUCGAGGGUGAUCUACUCAGCGUAUCACCGCUGGAAUUUCUCAAGCUGAACAUGCACAAGAAAAUACUGACAACCGUUCGACUUCCACCGUACGAUCACGUCAGUAACACGCUGCGAUCCUACAAAAUAAUGCCCGUUGCACAGAACUCGCGAGCCUACGUUAAUGGCGCCUUCCUGUUGCAGCUUUGUCCCGAGCGAAAGCUCUGCACCGCCAUCACCAUCUGUUACGGUGGCAUUAAUCCUUCAUUCGUGCAUGCUCAGCAAACGGAAACAUUCCUUACCGGGAAAUCUUUGUUCGACGAUAUCAUAUUCGGACAAGCAUUGAGGAUCCUCGAGCGGGAACUAAAGCCGGACUGUGUACUUCCAGAUGCGUCUCCAGCCUACAGGAAACAGCUUGCCUUGUCACUGCUGUAUCGGUUUGCGCUCAGUGUACAUCCUACCAUCGGUCGUAGGUUACGAAGCGGGACAGAACCGAUCGAACGGCCACUCGUUUCCAGCGGUCGGCAAACGUACGAUACGUACCAGAAGCGUUGGCCUCUCACGCAGCCCAUUCCAAAACUCGAAGGAUUGGCUCAGUGUGCCGGAGAGGCAAUAUUCAUCAACGAUAUGCCGGUGUUGCCUAACGAACUGCACGGUGCGCUUUUGCUGUCGAACGAAGUACAGGGACGCAUCGUAACGAUUGAUGCUUCGGAAGCGUUAGCAGUACCCGGUGUACGAGCAUUCUUUUGUGCACAGGACAUUCCGGGCUUCAAUAACUUUAUGCCGCUCGAAAUGGGAUUUUCCGAGGUGGAGGAAAUUUUCUGCAGUGGAGAAGUUCAAUUUGCGGGCCAGGUUGUGGGGAUGAUCUGUGCCGAUAGUUUCGAGCUGGCCAACCAAGCGGUGGAGAUGGUACGAAUCGAGUACAAACAAGCCGGCAACAGGAUCAUUCUGCCAACCGUACAGGAUGUGGUCGAUGCACUUGACUAUAGUCGCGUCAGUGAUCAACCGUACGAUCGACACGGUGUACGUUAUCAUCUGUCCAAGGAAGGUUCGACCACCAUCAGUGGAAGGUUUGAUCUACGUGGUCAGUAUCAUAAUCCGCUCGAAACACAAGUGUCCCUAUGCGUUCCGCACGCUAACUCGAUGGAUGUCUACUGUGCUACUCAGUGGCUCGAUCACGUACAGAUCGCCGUUUCCCAGGCACUGCAGGUCCGCGAAAGCACACUUAAUCUGUCCGUUCGACGAGUUGGUGGUGCGUACGGUGCGAAACUGACACGAGCCACCCAAAUAGCGUGUGCUUGUGCGGUGGCAGCAUUCCGAACGGGAGCACCGGUUCGUAUGAUCCUGCCGCUCGAGACGGCAAUGGCGAGUUCCGGGAAGCGUUGCGGUAGUGUCAGCGAGUACGAGGUAUCCUUUGACGGUGCCGGACGUAUCAGUCGAUUGUCGCACACCUUCAUACACGAUGGCGGUGCAUCGAACAACGUAAUGCUGGGUGGAAUAACAAGCGAUAUGUUCAAGAACUGCUAUCGAACGGAGUUUUGGAAGUUACGCACGAAGAUUGCACGCACGGACUGUCCGCCAAACACGUGGGCUCGUGCACCCGGAACAUCGGAGGGUAUUGCAAUGGUGGAAAACAUAAUGGAGCAUAUUGCGCACCGAACCGGACUAGAUCCGGUAGACGUUCGAAUGGCCAACAUUUCUCGCGAGAAUAAGAUGCACUCGUUGCUUCCUCGCUUCCGGCGUCAGGUGGAGUACGACGAACGAAAGCGUCAAAUCGAACAGUUUAAUGAAGAAAAUCGUUGGCGCAAGCGUGGCAUUGCGAUCAUGCCGAUGCAAUACCCGUUGGAAUUGAACUCGAUGAAGAACGCCGUGGUUUCGGUGUACACUGACGAUGGUACGGUGUCGAUCACACACGGUGGAAUUGAGAUGGGUCAAGGCAUCAACACCAAGGUGGCGCAAGUAGCUGCCCACCUGUUGGGUGUACCUAUAGAGAAGAUCGUUGUUCAGCCGACUGAUAGUCUGCUGAAUGCGAAUUCGAACGCCUCCCAGCACACCCAGGCAACGGACGGUGUUGCAUUCGCUGUUAAACGAUGCUGUGAGAUUCUGCUCGAACGACUCCGACCCUAUCGGGCGCUGCUACGACGGACCAGCUGGGAGGACAUGGUGCGUAAUGCCAGUAUGGAUGAUGUGGAUCUUCAGGUUUCAUUCUACGCCACACCCACCGACAUGCGUACAUACACCAUCUGGGGACUGGCCUGUGGUGAAAUUGAGCUUGAUGUUCUCACCGGCCAGGUGCUGGUGCGGCGCGUAGACAUCCUAGAGGAUGUGGGCGAAAGCUUAAACCCCAACAUUGAUGUGGGCCAAAUCGAGGGAGCAUUCGUGAUGGGUCUGGGAUACUAUCUGACCGAGGCGUUAGUUUACGAUCCUAAGAAUGGCGCGCUGGUAAACAAUCGUACCUGGAACUAUAAGGUACCGGGCCAUCGAGAUAUUCCGGUAGACUUCCGGGUAUCGUUUUUGAGCAAGAGUUCCAACACGGGCGGUGUGCUCCGCUCGAAGGCAACCGGUGAACCGGCAUUUUCACUCAGUCCUGUGGUGAGUUAUGCCAUCCGGAAUGCGUUGCGUUCGGCACGGCGAGAUGCGGGAUUACCGGACACGUGGUUGCAUAUGGGUAGUGGCAUGACACCGGAUAAAAUAUUUGCUCUGUUGGAGAAUUCCAUCGAACAGUACAAAUAUGAAUGAGGAUCAUACAACGAUUAUCACAAAUUUUGCUACCGAUAUAGAACAUGUAACUUUACCUAAUUUUAUUAGAACGCCCAAACAUAUGCUAAUAUAUAAACACAAUCCCAACAGUUAUGGCUUAUUACAUUGAAUCUACUGUAAACAAUACUUUAUUAAAUACGUCCUAUCCCAGCUGUAAAAUUUCUCUUUUAUUUUAUGUACGUUUAGGAUAUUUAAAUUAAAAAAAAAAUGAAUUU
Messenger RNA from Anopheles funestus (African malaria mosquito), 4472 nucleotides. RefSeq lists its product as uncharacterized. The record is from RefSeq and is a predicted model, not a curated record. Lineage: Eukaryota; Metazoa; Arthropoda; Insecta; Diptera; Culicidae. The coding region runs from base 409 to 4236 and encodes 1275 amino acids. The transcript is spliced from 6 exons. Gene Ontology annotation, molecular function: oxidoreductase activity; iron ion binding; 2 iron, 2 sulfur cluster binding.